Maniola jurtina (meadow brown) is the source of this 6104-nucleotide messenger RNA. RefSeq names its product inaD-like protein. The record is from RefSeq and is a predicted model, not a curated record. The coding region runs from base 434 to 6100 and encodes 1888 amino acids. Lineage: Eukaryota; Metazoa; Arthropoda; Insecta; Lepidoptera; Nymphalidae. The transcript is spliced from 36 exons. Gene Ontology annotation, molecular function: protein binding.
CGUUCUGUUGCAUGCACGUCGCGAAACCGCAACUCGAUUACCCAAAAUAAAAUAGAAAUAAAAUCAAUUCUGAAUUACGGGACUGUAUAUAAAUUAAAAAUUGGAUAAAUUUGUCUUAGAACAAUUGAUUGAUACGUAAUAUAAAUAAUUUUUCUCACAGAGCAAAGUUGUAUAACGAUUUUCGGUGUCUUGAUUUUUUCGGCUACGUUUUUCGGUUAAUAAAGAUCGAUAUACACAUAUCCACGUCACCAAAAUGUGCAGUGCUAAAAACAGUGAACUACAACAAUAAGCAUGUGUUAGUGCGCGGGAUGUGGUGUGUCAGUGUGUGUGUUUGUUCUCAUGUGUGUGGAGAAGUGGCGCGGUGAAGAUGGAGAAGGUUAGCUGAUCGAGGAGGCGGCCGCGCAAACUACGCAAGCGGCUUAUUGGGCGCAUCAUGCAGGUGUUCGGCGAGUGGGCGCAAGUGGAGGUGGUGGAGCUGGUGAACGAUGGGUCGGGGCUGGCGUUCGGCAUCGUCGGCGGACGCUCCUCGGGCGUCGUCGUCAAGAGCGUGCUGCCGGGAGGCGUCGCUGACAGGGAUGGUCGCCUGCGUAGCGGCGACAUGCUGCUCCGCAUCGGCGCAGUGUGCGUGGUGGGCAUGUGCGCCAGACAAGCCGCCGCCGUGCUGCGGCAGUGCGGAGCGUGCGUCCGCCUCCUGGUCGCGCGACCAGCACACAGCAACGUCUUGCAGCCGUCGCUACAGUCGCUGGGAGCAUCACAAGCCCCGAUUGUACCAUCGCGCUUGCUGGCUGACCCGAUAGAACUGGAACGGAGCCUGGCUGAGGCGGGGCACGAUGGUUUUGGUGCACUUUGCGAGGACACCACGCCGCCGUCGCCACCACCUACCAUCAUUGAGGAGAGGUUACAUCAUAGGCCAGUCGCGUCGAUAGUGGCGGUGGUGCCGCGCGGAGCCCUGGCGCCGACUCCUAGGCCACCGCCCCUCGUCAUCACCUCGGAGCCACAACCACCACCCUUAAGGUUACCAUUAGACAUGGCGGUGCGAGGCACGGGUGCGCCGGAGACUCUGAGCUAUGAGGUGGAUUUGAACAAGGACUCCGCGCUAGGGCUUGGCAUCACCGUCGCUGGAUACGUCUGUGAGCAAGAGGAGCUGAGUGGCAUCUUCGUGAAGAGCAUCAGCGCGGGCAGCGCGGCCGACCUGUGCGGCAGGAUACAGGUCAACGACAGGAUUGUUGAGGUGGAUGGAGUAUCGCUACACGGGGUCACAAAUCAUAGAGCGGUCGCCCUGCUACGGGAUGCGAGGGGUCCCAUUGUGCGGUUGAAAGCUCUAAGAUAUCUCCGCGGGGCGGGGUUUGAGCGCCUGCAGAAAGCACUGGCAGCACAGGACGGGAGGAGGUCCCCCAUUGCACCCCCUAGUCCGUCAGUUACCUCCCUUGCCAAAUAUAGUUUUAGUGUGUACGAUGAAUCAACGGUAAUAGAAGUGGAACCAGAAUCUGAAAUACAACCGCACUUACCUUCACCGACAUCGCCGUCCGAUGAAGCGGAGAUAGUGAUAGGACGAGAUGAUGACAUUUCAGAGCGAGAGAUAAGGAGGAUACAGGACAAGUGGCGGGACAUACUACAGGACGAGCCGGACUGGCCCGGACACCAGUACCAGUAUGACAUUAUUGUUGGCUGUAUAAUGAAAGAAAAGGACAGUGGAUUAGGCAUUUCUCUCGAAGGCACGGUUCGGGUCGUAGGGGGCAAAGAAGUUCAAGCGAGGCAUUAUAUCAGAGCGAUUGCACCGAACAGUCCUGUUUCCAAACUAGGCAUUUAUAAAGUGGGGGAUGAGUUGUUAGAGGUAAAUGGAAUGCGAGUACUAGGAGCACAUCACGUGGAGGUGGUGACAAGGCUGCGUGCAGUCAAGUCACCCGUCUUACUUGUGGUCGUGAGGAAACGGAGCGAACAACAUUAUGUACGGACGGAACAUUGCUUUGCAAGGAGUAGCAUCGUGGGAGGCAGCCUCCAAGAUCUCCUCGCACCGCCUCAGCGGUUAAUAAAGGCAAAUUCUGAAAGUUCUGUGGCGUCUUUGUGCAGUGCCGCUACAGUUAUGUCAGCUGGUCACGAUCAUGAUGAAUUCUGCACGGAGGAAUUGGAGCGCAACAGAUCACGGUCCCUGGAGCCGUUGAGUGGAUUGGCGAUGUGGAGCGAUCAGGUGGAGUACAUCGAGCUGCAGAAGGAGGACCGUGGCCUGGGCUUCUCCAUCCUGGACUACUUGGAUCCUUCCGAGCCGGGUAGCUCUGUGAUCGUAGUACGCUCGGUGGUAGGCGGUGGAGCGGCGGCGGCGGACGGGCGGUUGGCGCCGGGUGACCGGCUGGUGUCAGUCAACGGCCUUGACGUUUCUAGAAGCCCGCUUGCUGUUGCUGUCAGAGCUAUCAAGAGUGCACCAAAAGGUACGGUGACGAUAGGUGUCGCCAAACCACUGCCCUGCAGCACAGUGGUGGGCGGAGAACGCGCGAACGGACACAGUGUGCAAAGUAGUCAGGAAUGCAUCAAUUCCCUGGCAUCAGAUGAUCACACUGGGAUGGAUUCCUUUCACGAAUGUUUACAAGAAUAUGGCGAGGGGUUGGAAGUUGUGCAAAUAUGUUUAGAGCCUGAAGAGUCUUCUAUAAAAGAUGAAGAAUUGUCUGCUUUGGCCGAUAUAAGCUACGAUGAUUAUAAAAAAGACAGCAGCCUGAAUGAGGAUAAAGAUAUUAUGGCGAUCGGAAAGAAAAACGAAGUUGAAAAAAUAAACGGCAUAACGGAACUAAAAACAUCCAAGUCGGAUGACUCUAUUGAUGAACAUGAUGAUGAUAUGACAAUAACCGAAGACGAUAUACUGGUUGCACCCAGAGCAUUAAGUAUGAGAAGUAAAUCUGCCGAUAGAAAAGGAACAGAUGGGGAAAGAUGUUUAUCAAAGCAACAAAGUAAAGAUUUGUCAACUUCGGACGAAAUGGUGUUUGCAGUGACUCCAACGGGAUUAGAGAGGAUUAGUUUCGAACAAUAUUGGAAAGAAUCUGAUGCGAGUAGAGAAAAAUUGAAAAAUGAUGAAAAUUUGAAAGAAAGUCUCAAUUCUCCUGAAGAUGACACCAUCAGUUUUUACGAUGCAACCACAAGAAUUUCCGUCCAGGAGCAAAACAACUCCUUAUUGUACAUUGACCAUGAAAUCGACGGUUACGAAACAUGCCUAGACGACGACUCGUCGUCUGCAAAGUGUACAGAAAAAAACGGACAUAAAAUUAACGGGCAGAGCGACGAGAUCAAAGAGUUAGGUAAACACGAUAAAAUGGCUAUUAGAAACAAAGACGAUGCUCGUGCCAAAACUAUUAACGAUCAGAACACUGCCAAUGCCGUAGACGAAGUGUCGUCUUAUGGUUACCCCUAUGUCGAAGAGCACAUAAUAAAACAAAUGAAAUCUUUGAGAAUCGAACCUCUCAAUAUAAACAUAGGAAUAAAAAAACCUAAGAAAAAAAGCCCAACAAGGUCAUCCAAGAGCGAGCGCCAUUGCGUUGAAUACUAUAACGACCAAGCGGAAUGCUUGAAAGAGAUACGACAACAAAAGCUUGAAGAAGAAGAGAAGAAAACGAAAGAGGAUCAGAAGAGAAUAUUAGACGGAAGCAUAUCGGCAAUGGAGAAAAAAAUGCACUAUAAAAAACAAGAUCCCAGCGAAGAAUCGACUGACGCGGAAACAAAUUAUGUUCCCGGCUGUCAUAAAUGUUUUUUGGAGAGCUAUGCGUACGAAAUAACAAAAGCAUACAUAGAAAAGGCCACGUCAUGUAAAUAUUGCGAAGUAAUAAGAGACAUGUUAGAAGUCCCCAAUUUAAAAGCAAACAGAAGGCGAUCGGCACCAGCGUUAGUAAAUCUGGAUAGUACAUCUGACACUGAGGAUGAAGAUAACAUGUUAGGUGUACCCAGUGUGUGUAGAAGAAAAUCUGCAGGACCACUGAAGUUUCCACUACCUUCAAGGAGAUCCAGUCACGUGAUUCCAGCGAUGACAGUAAAGACAGAGCGCCGUGACGGUGGCUCUGCACAAAGAUGGGGGCCGCCGCGGCGCGUGACGCUGCGGAGGCGACCCGGCGCGCCUUUAGGGGUCAGCAUAGUUGGCGGAAAGGUUGAUAUUAUUGCUAAUCAAAAUGGUGCAAAUUGCGACGACAAGGCGAUUUUCGGGAUCUUUAUCAAGAACGUGGUACCCAACAGUCCGGCAGCGCUUUGUGGUGAAUUGAAAACUGGUGACAGGAUACUAGAAGUGGAUGGAAAUUGCGUACGGACAGCACAACAUGAAAGAGCAGUUGAACUUAUAAAGGCAGCCAAGGAAACUGUCACUUUAACCGUGCAGAGCCUUAUGACUUGGAAUACUGACUCAUCGGACGUAGACGCAGCAUCACCGGCAACAUCUCCCCCUCGACCUGUUAAAAAGUCCCCAGCCCCUGCACCACCACAACAUGAAAUCAAGAUAACAGUAACAGAACCAGAUGAAAAAGAGAAAGAGAAACAGGCAUCAGCAAAUGAAGCGACGGACAAGGAAGAAAAUGGAACAGAGAAAGUGAAUGGAGAAGUGUCAAAACCUAAAGUGGUGUACUCAGAUUCAGAGAGCAGCGAUGAGGAAGACGAUCGAGAGCUACAAGGAAGAACUUACUCGGAUAAGGGUGUCGAGAUUGACCGAGCGUCUGCCGGAGCGAUCAAGCGCAGCAGAGAAGAGAAGGAGGCUGAUCCAGAGGAAGAAGACGACUUCGGUUACACGUCAAAUAAAAUCAAAAAGAAAUAUGCAUCCCUUGGCGACAGCGUGGUGGUGGUCAAGCUGGAGAGGUCAAAGGUCGGGCUGGGGCUCAGCCUGGCGGGGCACAGGGACAGGAGUCGGAUGGCGGUGUUCGUCUGUGGGAUGAACCCAGCUGGCUCGGCCGCCAAGUCAUCCCCUCCUAUCAAAAUUGGAGACGAGAUCUUGGAGGUAAAUGGUAUAGUGUUACAUGGAAGAUGUCAUCUGAAUGCGUCGGUCAUCAUCAAAGGCCUGGUUGGUCCUGUCUUCAAAAUCAUCCUGCUAAGGCGGAAGGCAGCAUUGGAGGAUGUGGCAGUCAAACCGCUCACACAGUUUCCGGUGGCGUUAGACGAGGUGGACGACCGAUUCGCCAACUACAAAGGUGUACGAGAUAUCACCAUCAAAAAGGGUCCAUCAGGUUUAGGGAUCAUGAUAAUAGAAGGCAGGCAUACGGAAGCCGGCCGAGGUAUCUUCGUGUCGGACCUUCAAGAGGGCAGUGCAGCGGAACAGGGGGGCUUAAAUAUAGGAGACAUGAUUCUAGCAGUGAACAAAGACUCCCUUCUGAGUUGCAGUUAUGACGCCGCAGCGGCGAAACUGAAGCAAACGGACGGCGUAGUGACAUUAACAGUCUGCAGUCCAAACCUGAAGGAAGAUGGUGACAAAACCGACGCAGAUGGAGCCGGCGGCCCCUCUCGACCUACCACUCCCAAACCACCGACACCAGCACCAGCUAAACCGGAACCACCUCCGGACCCAGCCACGGCAGCCCUCAGACCAAACCUAGACACUGUGAUAGAAAUAACUACAAACAACGAAGUACUCGGUAUCGCUUUAGUCGGUGGCAGUGAUACGCAUAUGAAUGGUCCAGCGGGAGUAGUACUAGAGGUGUACAAAAACGGAGCGAUAGCCAAGGACGGGCGACUGAAGCCCGGCGACCAGAUCCGAGACUGCAACGGCAUCGCCAUCAACAAGGAUAUGACGUAUGAGAGGAUGUGCAUGUCGAUAAAAGUCAAGGCUCCUAAGUUAAAAAUGACGGUGUACCGACCGGAUCCUAUACAAUACGAAGAGAUUGAAGUAGAACUGACGAAGAAGUCGGGACGACCGCUGGGACUCAACUGCGUACCUCCUGUCGAGGGCACGGGAGCUUAUAUUGGAGAAUUACUUCCCGGUUCCCCAGCAGAAGUAGACGGUAAGUUACAGAGAGGGGAUUUCAUAGUAGCAGUAGACGGCAAAGAUCUCUCCAGUGCAGAAUUCCUCGCCAUAGGAGCCGCCCUGAAGCUGUGCAACAAUAAGACCACCAUUAAAGUUAAGCGAUUCAAAAUAGUCCCUAGAUAAUUGU